AUGCAUGCUGCUCCGUCUACUUGGAAAUUCCAGACGCAGCAAACCGCCAGGGCCGGCCGCAGCCGCGGACCUGACUCACCAGAGUCUCCAGUUGACCCGACGAACGCGCCAUCGAAGCCCUGUCACAACUGUCGGCGACAACGGCUCCGGUGUGAUCGCUCAUACCCAUACUGUAACAAAUGCGCGGCCACUGGGAAGGAAUGUCUUGGGUAUGGGAAACUGUUUCGGUGGACCGGCGCCGUGGCAAGCCGCGGCAAGCUUGCUUGGAGGACGUCGAGUGCUCCUGUGGACGCGGCUCGAGAGCCUGCCGCUCCAGCAACACCACAGGCCGACAAGAAGCCAAAUCUGCAUCAUCCUACGCCCAUCAAGUCGUCGCCUCCCGACUUGGGCCUUGCCCGUGACGUGGGAGCCCGGGCUGACUUUUCCAUGCCAGAGCAUACGAGCCAUGUGCAGCUGCUUCUGACAUCACCCUCGGCCGAGCGUCUUGUGGCCAGUCCAUGGCCUUUGGCUGAUCCUCUCUAUCAAGAUAUGCAGCAUGCUCAUCGGUAUUACCUGUCGUAUUUCGCUGCAUCGGCGGCUCACAUGUCCAACUUGGUUCGUGCUCCGCUAGUAAAUUACCACAAAGAUGCAGACGACGGCGUCUCGGCCGGCAUUGAACGAGCAUCACGUUGCGCUCUUCAGGAUGCUCUGGUGGCCAAAUCCACGGCGUUGACCUUGAUGCGCGGUGCUGUGGAAGACAUCAACACAACUGGGCCCGAUGUCGUGCUUGCUGCCGCUCUCUUCUUUAUCAACGUUGAGUUGAUUGAGUCGGGGAAACACGGCUGGAAGGCUCAUCUCGAGGCGGCCGGCAGAAUUAUGUGCCUGUUACAACCUGAUGUCGUGGCAGAUACUGCGUUACGAGACUACUUGUUGUCUGAUUGCUUCAUUUACUUCGUCCUGGCCUCUGCCUUCAUGCCUGCGGCGUCGCCUUUUGACGUCCAAUCCUACUUCCAGCCAUCGCAGAUCCCCUCCAUACUCCGAAGAGCCGCCGACAACAGCUACUUUUGCUGCCCUCCCGAAAUUCUCACCAUUCUGUAUUCUGCUUCUCAACUAUCCAAUGUACCCCCGGACGUCGCGUCUGAGGACGACAUCCGCGCAGCAGGCCUAGUCCUCAUCCAGCAAGCUCAAGCUUUCAACAUCAAGUCCUGGGCCAAUGGCAUUCGAAAUUUGUCUUAUCUACGAAACGUACCGGUCCAAAGCAGAAUUCACACAGGGUCUGCUCACCGCCUCGCAGCGUGCUUGUAUAUUUUGCAGGCGGUUCCGUCCAUGAGCAACAUCAAGGAUCACCGUGAGAUGGUUGAGGCGCUGAGCUGUGAGACAUUUGAGCAUCUGUCCAGCAUUCCCGACGACGACCCAAACUUCAAGGCUACGGCCUGGCCAACGUUUAUUGCGGGAGCCGAAGCCGCCGGUCGUGCUAGAAGAGAAUGGGUCAUCCACAGAUUGCAGCGGCUUGUGAGAUGUUGCCCAUGGGGUUUUAUAUACACGGCUAUGGAGACUUUGCAAACCAUUUGGGACCUGGAAAACACAGGUCAGCGAACCAAGAGUUGGGUCCAUACUUUGAAGGACCCGCAGAUGAACUUUCUUAUUGUAUGA
Molecule: messenger RNA, 1632 nt
Organism: Metarhizium album ARSEF 1941
Lineage: Eukaryota; Fungi; Ascomycota; Sordariomycetes; Hypocreales; Clavicipitaceae
Product: acriflavine sensitivity control protein acr-2
Exons: 3
Coding region: 1-1632 (543 amino acids)
Biological process (GO): positive regulation of transcription by RNA polymerase II
Cellular component (GO): nucleus
Molecular function (GO): DNA-binding transcription factor activity, RNA polymerase II-specific; zinc ion binding; transcription cis-regulatory region binding
Source: RefSeq, a predicted model, not a curated record